Gaeumannomyces tritici R3-111a-1 is the source of this 1673-nucleotide messenger RNA. RefSeq lists its product as hypothetical. NCBI's taxonomy places the organism in Eukaryota, Fungi, Ascomycota, Sordariomycetes, Magnaporthales, Magnaporthaceae. The coding region runs from base 131 to 1021 and encodes 296 amino acids. The transcript has a single exon. Gene Ontology annotation, molecular function: metallopeptidase activity. The record is from RefSeq and is a predicted model, not a curated record.
CUGGCCGGCCUGGGAACAGUAUAUAGCGUCCGCCCAGCGCGGCGGAAUCCUCUUGCCUUGGUGGUAGGGAGCAAGCAGUGCCAGCGCUAUCUCCCAGCCUCGCAGCCCGCCUCGUUCCCCUCGUCACAAGAUGCAUCUUCCCUCUUUCGCAGCCCUCUCCCUCGCCGCCACCGGCUCGCUCAAGGCCGGGCGCGGCCUGGGCUCCGAGUUCCGGUGCGGCACCCCGCCCCUGUCGCCGGCGCAGCUCCAGGCGUUCCAGCAGCUCGCCGCCGGCGACGCCGCCGCCGCCGCCGCCUCCCCGGUCGGCCUCAUGGGCGCCACGGCCGCCCGCGCCGUGGUCAACAUCACGCUGCACUACCACAUCGUCUCGUCCGACAAGACCGAGGCCGGCGGCAACACGCCCGCGUCGAGGGUGGAGAAGCAGAUGUCGGUGCUCAACUCCAUCUUCCCGCGGUACGGCUUCGCCUUCAACCUCGGCAGCGUCACGCGCACCGUCAACGCCAAGUGGGCCCAGCUCGAGCUUUUCGCCGACGCCGUCGAGAUGAAGCGCGCCCUGCGGCGCGGCUCCUACGCCGACCUGAACAUGUACACCAUCAGCCUGGGCGACGGCCUGCUCGGCGUCGCGGCCCCGCCCCUGCACGAGCCGCCGGCCCGCGACUCGGCGGACUUCAUCUGGGACGGCGUCAUCAUCACCCGCGAGAGCCAACCCGGCGGCGCCCUGGCCGAGUACAACCUCGGCUACGCGGCCGUGCACGAGAUCGGCCACUGGCUGGGCCUGCUCCACACGUUCACGGGCGGCUGCGAGGAGACGGAUGGCGGGGACCUGGUCGCCGACACGCCGGCCGAGGCCACGCCGGCAUCGGGGUGCCCCGUGGGGAGGAACACGUGCCCGAAGCGACCCGGCGUCGACCCCAUCCACAACUACAUGGACUACAGCGUCGACUCAUGCCUCAACGAGUUCACUCCCGGCCAGGCCGUGCGCAUGAGGAGCAGCUGGGACAAGUUCCGCGCUGGCAAAUAGCGCCUUGGUUGGAGGAUCGGUGCACCUGCUCGCCCGUAAACUAACCUUGGAACGCAAACAGGUGUUUAAGCGACGCGAACUAGUAUAUUGCCACGGCCCUGUCUGGCGCGUCUUUGUCCUUGAUUAGGACCGUGAGCGAGUGCCGGUCGUAUGCGUACAGAGGCACCAUUUCGGCCUUGAUCCUAUGUAUCCGGUGUGUUUCGGAGCUGUCGCCUACCCGGCACUGGAACUUUGGGUAGUUGGUAGGCGCGUUGCGGGACACCUGGAGGUGACCGUUUUCGAACGGGUUCCGAAGCGAGUGCUCGGUCUUGGCGGUCCCGUCGUAGGGCAUCUCCCGACCCGACAGGGCGUUGUCUCGAUUCCUGCUCGAGCUCGAGUUCGUGUCCGGCCUGUCUGCCGCCUCGGACGGGGCCGAGGAUGAUGACUGUGGGACACCGGGUGAGUGUACCGUCACAAAGGCUGAAGUCUGCGUGUCCUACGAGUAGUGGCUUCCGCCGUCGAACUUGGCCUCGGCGUCAACGCCAGGCUCGGCAUCCUCACCAAUCCGAGAGACUGGGCUGUGAGUGGAUGGGUCAUUGGCUUGAGCUAGAUCCCUUCAUCGCUAGGGGCUAUAGAAAAAGAGGGUUGGUCCAUAGAUGGGACUCCAACAUCC